This is a messenger RNA of Peniophora sp. CBMAI 1063, 288 nucleotides long. NCBI's taxonomy places the organism in Eukaryota, Fungi, Basidiomycota, Agaricomycetes, Russulales, Peniophoraceae. The record is from the annotation of a GenBank genome assembly.
AUGCCGACUGACGCCGUCGAGAUCUGGCAACGCUGGAAGGAGGUCACCGACUUUACCGCGCCCGACAAAUACGGGCGUCUUUUCCGCUCGUCCGCGCCUUACUACGAGGGCAAAGAUAUGGACCAAACACUUGAUCGCGGCUUUGAAAAGACGACUGUAAGGGCGCUGCCUGAUCCCGUGCACGUCAAAGACCGCGAGAUUCGAGCGCGCUUCCACCGUGACCUGGUCACUUCACCGACUUCAGGUCUUAUCACCACACUACCCGCGCACCGGAAUGCUUACAAUUAA